Messenger RNA from Acanthosepion pharaonis, 2208 nucleotides. NCBI's taxonomy places the organism in Eukaryota, Metazoa, Mollusca, Cephalopoda, Sepiida, Sepiidae. The record is from the annotation of a GenBank genome assembly.
AUGAAGAUCAACUCAAAAAUUGAGGACAAAAUAAAUUUGAUUAUUUCAUUUUGUUUUCUUGUUUUCUUUCUUUCUUUAAUUUUUUAUUUUUCUUCUUUACACCCUUCUUCAUUCCUCUCCUUUUUUCAUCAUAUUAUUUUUUCUUCCUUUUCCUCUUUCAUAUUACUUUUUUCAUUUUUUCCCGCCUCAUUUUUUUUAUCUUUUUCCUUGAUUAAUGAAUUCAUUUUCUUUAAAACUCUUUUAGUCUUCUCUUUCUUUCUUUCUUUCUUUCUUUCUUUCUUUCUUUCUUUUGUUCAAUUGAUUCAUUCUUUCAUUUGUACGUACUCCCUUUCUUCCUUCUUUCUUUUCUUUCAUUCUUUCUUUCGUUUUUUCUUUCUUUUGUUCAAUUCAUUCAUUCUCUCACUUGUGCGAUCUUUCUUUCACACUUCCUUUCUUCCUUUAUUUUUUCUUUCUUUUCUUCAAACUAUUCUUUUUUCGUGUGCUCAUUCGUUCUUGCUUCUUUUUGUUCAAUUUAUUCAUUCUUUCGUUCGUGUGUUCUUUCUUUCUUUCAUUCUUUCUUUGGCUCAACUCAUUCAUUCGUACGUUCUUUCUUUCUUUUUCUUUCUUUCUUUCUUUCUUUCUUUCUUUCUUCCGUCUUUUCUUUCUUUCUCACUCUCUCUUUAUCUCCGUCUUUCUUUCUUUCGUUUGUUUUUUUCGUUCUUUCUCGCCUUCUUUCUUGCCUUCUUUCUUUUCAUGGUUCCUUUGAUCAUUAUACGUUUGCUCUUUCCUUCAUUCUUUCGUUCUGUCAUACAAAUGUUUCUUCUUUCGCUUCUUCUCUCUUUCUAUCAUUUCUUUCAUUCGUUCAUUCUUUCCUUCUUUAUUUCUCUCUUUCGUUCUUUCUUUCAUCAGCCCCCUUCUUUACCUAUUAUAGAUUUUCUUUCUUUCUUUCUUUCUUUCUUUCUUUCUUUCUUUCUUUCUUUCUUUCUUUUUUUUUUUUUCAAUAUUACAUUUACCUUUCUUUCUUUUUCUUUUCAUAAUUUAUCCCCCUUGGCCCAGUAUAAAUUUUCUUUCUUUCAUUCUUUCUUUUUUUCUUUCUUUCUUUCUUUUCUAUAUUGCAUUAUAUUUCUUUCUUUCUUUCUUUACUAUAUUGCAUUAUAUUUCUUUCUUUCUUUCUUUCUUUCUUUCUUUCUUUCUUUUCAAUAUUACAUUACCUUUCUUUCUUUUUCCUUUUAUUCUUUAUCCCCCUUCCCCAUAGAGAUUUUCUUUCUUUCAUUCUUUAUUUCUUUCUUUCUUUCUUUCUUUCUUUCUUUCUUUUUUCUUUCUUUCUUUCUUUCUUUCUUUCUUUCUUUUCUAUAUUGCAUUAUAUUUCUUUCUUUCUUUCUUUACUAUAUUGCAUUAUAUUUCUUUCUUUCUUUCUUUCUUUCUUUCUUUCUUUCUUUCUUUCUUUCUUUUCAAUAUUACAUUACCUUUCUUUCUUUUUCCUUUUAUUCUUUAUCCCCCUUCCCCAAUUUUCUUUCUUUCGUUCUUUCUUUCUUUCUUUCUUUCUUUCUUUCUUUCUUUCUUUCUUUCUUUUUUCUUUCUUUCUUUUUUUCUUUCUUUUCUAUAUUGCAUUAUAUUUCUUUCUUUCUUUCUUUCUUUACUAUAUUGCAUUAUAUUUCUUUCUUUCUUUCUUUCUUUCUUUCUUUCUUUCUUUCUUUCUUUCUUCUUUUCAAUAUUACAUUACCUUUCUUUCUUUUUCUUUUCAUUAUUUAUCCCCCUUGGCCCAGUAUAGAUUUUCUUUCUUUCAUUCUUUCUUUCUUUCUUUCUUUCUUUCUUUCUUUUUUCUUUCUUUCUUUCUUUCUUUCUUUUCUAUAUUGCAUUAUAUUUCUUUCUUUCUUUCUUUACUAUAUUGCAUUAUAUUUCUUUCUUUCUUUCUUUCUUUCUUUCUUUCUUUCUUUCUUUAUUUCCACAUUUUUUAGCUAUAGUUUUCUUUCAUUUUUUCUUUCUUUCUUUCUUUCUUUCUAUAUUACAUUACCUUUCUUUUUCCUCUUUUGCACAGCGUGGCUUUUCUUUCUUUCUUUCUUUCUUUCUUUCUUUCUUUCUUUCUUUCUUUCUUUCUUUCGUCCAUCGUGGCUUUUCUUUCUUUCUUUCUUUUUUUCUUUCUUUCUUUCUUUCUUUCUUUCUGCAAAUCCAUCGAUUUCUUUCUACCUUUCUAACAUUUCAACUUACACCUCAUUCGCCAUUCUCUGA